Messenger RNA from Pomacea canaliculata, 1142 nucleotides. RefSeq names its product survival motor neuron protein 1-like. The record is from RefSeq and is a predicted model, not a curated record. Lineage: Eukaryota; Metazoa; Mollusca; Gastropoda; Architaenioglossa; Ampullariidae. Gene Ontology annotation, cellular component: nucleus; cytoplasm. The coding region runs from base 1 to 948 and encodes 315 amino acids. Gene Ontology annotation, biological process: mRNA processing. The transcript has 9 exons. Gene Ontology annotation, molecular function: RNA binding.
AUGGGAGUGUCAUGUGGUAACUUAAAUGGAGAAGGCGAAAGUGCUUUGAAGAAGCACAUGCUUACUGAUAGACACAAGAAGCGCAUGAAAGAGGAUUGUGACAGUGACAUAUGGGAUGACACAGCCCUGAUUGCAGCAUAUGACGCAGCUGUUGCACCUCUGAAGGCUAAGCUAGCAGAGCGCACAGGCGACACCUCUCUUCUGGACGUACAUAAGGCCCAGAUGCAGACUCAUCAAAAGAAGAAGAAAAAAAAGAAGAAGUCAAGGAAGAAGCAAGUCAAUGGAUGGGCAGUGGGUGACUACUGUCAAGCUGUAUAUACACAGGAUGGUGAGGUGUAUGAAGCACGAAUUAUAUCUAUCAACGCUGAACACAGGACAUGUGUAGUGCGCUACCUUGGCUAUGGCAAUGAAGAGGAACAGAGUUUGGAAGAUUUAAUACCAAGCAGUAGUUCUGGCAGUAAAAAACAUAGACCAAAGCACCAUGAAAACAACACAGUGUCUGCAAGCGAAACAGAUAGCAUGGACACGUCCAGACACAGUGCUUGCAGUAACAGAGGCACAAAGAGUGGAAAACAAGAUUCAGCAAGUCAUAAGUCGGCUCAUACUAGCUCUAAUGUCUGGAACUGGCCUGGUUUUUCGCACUUGGGCAGCAGUAAUCUACCUCCAGCACCACCAAUGUUUCCAGGGGUUCCACCCUUUGGCCCAUUUGGAGGGUUCUCCCAUCCAGCAUUUGGGGGUGGAUGUGCCUCAUCAGUUCCACCAAUGAUGGUGCCUCCUCCUCCACCACCAAUGCUGCAGGAUGUUGUUGAGGAUGAAAAUGAAGCUCUGUGCAGCAUGUUACUUGCAUGGUACAUGAGUGGAUAUCACACGGGAUAUUAUCAGGGACUACGCUACUGCAAACAUGAUUACACAGCAAGUGCAUCUUCAGCGUCAAUGACACAUAGAUAGUGAACAAGUGCGGCAGCAUGUGAACAAGCAUCACUUUAUGGAUCCACACAUGACCAGUGUGUCUUGCAACUAGCAGAGAGUGGGGACUAGUGAAUGCCCCAGCAUGCCAGUAGUAAAUUUGGGGAAUGAGACGGGAACGUGUGUUUGUGUGUGUGUGCUCAUGCCAGAUUGUUAAUAAAUGAAUUUCAACUGCA